AUGCAGCAGUACACAUACAGCCACGUCCACGGCAGGUGGCCCACGCCGGGCAGCUCGUCCUACGGCGUCAACUCGACGUCGACCCAGCAGGGAGCAGGAGCUCUGCAGACGCCGGGGGGAUCGCAGUAUCCCCUCAAUGCCGCCAACGGCACCCAGCCGCCCAUGGGCACGACGCCGUACACGCCACGAACCGUCUACGGCCAACCGUACAGCGCCCAGCGAAGCACCCCGUCUCCCACCGCCGCCGGAGAGGCAUCGUAUGAGCACCACCCGUUCCAGUCGUCUGCCAGCCAGGACAACCACUCCAGCUUGCCCACCAGUCUGCCCUCCGUCGCCAUGAGCCAGCCGCCCGCCAUGACGAACACGCCUUCGCUGGCCAACACAGCCGGCGCCCACCAGGAACCGUACGGCCACGGCCGGUCGUCCAUCAGUGCGCCCAGCUACGCCCCGUCGUCGAGUGCUCAGGGCCAGCCCGGCUUCUCCUACGCACCGCAGCACUCGCCCAACAACCACUCCUCCGCGGGUGCGGCGCCGCUUUCUCGGGGCCUGGGUUCACUGUCCGGCCAGCAUCCGCUGCCCUCCCUGGAGCCUCCGGCCUCUUAUCGCGCUCCCUAUCCGGCUUACCACUCGCCAAUGGGGGGAAUGGGCGGCCCGAUCAUGUCCAACAUUCACCAGCCCGGCAGCCAGCUCUCGAUGAUUCCCGGCAUGGUGCCUACCUACGGCGGACCCGGCUUGAUGUAUCCUCACCCGCCACCCCAGUCACAGCCCGAGCGGCCUUUCAAAUGCGACCAGUGCGUGCAGUCCUUUAGCCGUAACCAUGACCUGAAACGCCAUAAACGGAUUCACCUGGCUGUCAAGCCUUUCCCGUGCAACUACUGUUCCAAGAGCUUUUCAAGAAAGGAUGCCCUCAAGAGACACAGACUGGUCAAGGGCUGUGAGAGCAAGAGCCAGGAGAACGCCGAGAAUCAAGGAGGAUCUGACGACGGAGCCCAACGCAACGGAGAGGCAAACUAA
This is a messenger RNA of Trichoderma reesei QM6a, 1014 nucleotides long. RefSeq lists its product as uncharacterized. NCBI's taxonomy places the organism in Eukaryota, Fungi, Ascomycota, Sordariomycetes, Hypocreales, Hypocreaceae. The transcript is spliced from 2 exons. The coding region runs from base 1 to 1014 and encodes 337 amino acids. Gene Ontology annotation, cellular component: nucleus. The record is from RefSeq and is a predicted model, not a curated record.